AUGGCGUUUUUCAAAAACCUCCACCAAAAUCUGAGCCUUCCCUCUGUGUCUUCUCUGGUUGACACACUGAGCAGUGCUGUGGAUGAUCUGACAAGUGUUGUUGAAGAGGUUGGCUACAGUGUAGCUGAUUCAGUAACAGAACGAGUAACAAACAUGAUAAAUGGCCUUCGUGCAGAAGAUGAAAUCUCCAAAACACAGAGUGAUAAACCUGUGGAAGGGAGAGAGGAACAGUCGGCAUCAUUAAUUCAUUCUCAGGAAAUAAACACAAAAGCAAAGAGAGGUAUUGCAGAACAUAAAGAGACUCAUUAUUCUAAAGUGAUAGAUCUUGUAAAAAAGGACACAAGUCAAGAUGGAGUAUCUGUCCAUGUCAUAGACAAAAAUCAGAGCCAGUUAAAAGGCACAGAUAGUAAUAAUCCUAUAAGUGAUAGAGAAGUACCUCAGGAUUUGAAGACUAUAGGAGAUCCUUUUGAACGGAAAGCAGUAGGAGGAAAUGACUGUUAUGUAAAUAAGUUCUUAAAGGAUAGUAACCUGAAAAGUAAUAAAUUUACAAUGGAGCAAUCUGUCGAGGAACAAGAUAAUUGCCUAAGUGCAGUAUCAGAUAAUUCUAAGAAUCACUUCCAUAGAAGAAUCAAACCUGGAGCUGAUCUUAAAGAUUCUGAAGAAGUGCACAGUUUCAGUGUUCCCCAAGACUUAGAAACAAAACUUGUUGAAGUACAGAGGCAAAAAUUAUCAGACUCCAGCUUGAUGAAGAUGCACAAUGACCGUCCCAAUUGUAUUAAUGAAAUCAAAGAAAAGAAAUCUGAAGCAUUUUUUGACAGAAAAGGAAAAUCUGUAUCAAAGGAUGAAGACAGUGUGUCAGCUACAAUUGCAAAAGUGGAUAAAAAGAAAAACUCAAAGAAUUCAGAAAGAGAGCUAUGUAAUAAGAAGACAGCAGGAAAAGACAACUCUUAUAUGAGUAAAGACCAGCAUGGUUCAUCAUCUGAGAGUGAAGAUGAAGCACUGGGUAAAUAUCAUGAGGCCUUGUCUAGAACCCAGAGUUCCAGGCUGCCAGUGGUGGAUGGCAGACAGCAAAAAAACUAUAUAUGGGAAACCAGACAAAAAUAUAGUCCCCUGUCUGCAGAAUAUGAUGGAUACAGUAGUGAAGCCUCAAUAGAUGAAGCAAACUGCAUUCAGAGGAUGAGAAGAACACCUCCGCUAGAUGAGCUGCAGCCGCCUCCAUACCAGGAUGAUAGUGGUUCUCCUCAUCUUUCAUGUACGCCUUCUGAAGUUGGAGACAGUAAAUGUGAAUUUUCCCAGUGUAGCAACAGUCCAAGAUGUUCAUACAAGUGCCCAAGUGAGGGAAGCACGGGACACGAAAUAGAAAGCUUUCAUAACAAAGGAUAUGAAGAGGAUGUACCAAGUGAUAGCACAGCUGUCCUUAGUCCAGAGGAUAUGUCAGCUCGAGGAUCAUCUUCACAGCUUCCUAAACCUUUUGAUCCUGAGCCAGUAGCUAAAUAUGGCACACUGGAUGUGACUUUUGACUAUGACUCACAGGAACAGAAGCUUUUGGUGACAGUGACAGCUGUCACAGACAUUCCCACAUACAGCAGGGCAGGUGGAAGCUCGUGGCAAGUACACCUAGUUCUUCUCCCUAUAAAGAAGCAGAGAGCAAAAACCAGCAUCCAGCGGGGACCGUGCCCUGUCUUCACAGAGACAUUCAAAUUUAAUCACGUUGAGUCUGAGAUGAUUGGGAAUUAUGCCGUUCGCUUUAGACUGUACAGCGUACGUCGCAUGAAAAAAGAGAGGAUUGUGGGAGAAAAGAUUUUUUACUUAACAAAAUUGAAUCUUCAAGGGAAGAUGUCAGUGCCAGUGAUACUGGAACCUUCUUACAGUCUGUCUGGCUGUGACUCUCAAAUGAGCAUGUCAGAAGUGUCCUGCAGUGAAAGUACCUCCUCUUGUCAGUCUCUGGUACAUGGCUCAGCUCCAGAAAUCCUCAUUGGUCUCCUUUAUAAUGCUACAACUGGAAGAUUAUCAGCAGAAGUGAUAAAAGGCAGCCACUUCAAAAACUUGGCAGCGAACAGACCACCCAAUACGUAUGUUAAGUUAACACUGCUGAACUCGAUGGGGCAAGAAAUGUCCAAAUGCAAAACUUCAAUCCGCCGAGGACAGCCAAACCCAGUGUACAAAGAAACCUUCGUUUUCCAAGUGGCACUCUUUCAGCUCUCAGAUGUGACGCUCAUACUGUCUGUAUAUAAUAAGCGCAGCAUGAAGCGAAAAGAGAUGAUAGGGUGGAUUUCCUUAGGUCUCAACAGCUCAGGAGAAGAUGAACUCAAUCACUGGACUGAGAUGAAAGAAUCUAAAGGACAGCAAGUAUGUAGAUGGCAUACUUUAUUAGAAUCGUAA
Molecule: messenger RNA, 2382 nt
Organism: Colius striatus (speckled mousebird)
Lineage: Eukaryota; Metazoa; Chordata; Aves; Coliiformes; Coliidae
Gene: SYT14
Product: synaptotagmin 14
Exons: 6
Coding region: 1-2382 (793 amino acids)
Source: RefSeq, a predicted model, not a curated record